AUGGCCGACCUUAGUCCUCCGUUUUCCCCCCCGCAGACACCCGACGGGCUUCUCGACCCCAACUCCACUGCCCCCACCGGCCGACCCUCGUUCUACCGUGGUAUCCGUCUGCGAAGCGGCAAAUGGGUAUCAGAAAUUCGUGAGCCGCGCAAGUCCAAUCGCAUCUGGCUCGGCACGUAUGCAACUCCGGAAAUGGCCGCCACUGCCUACGACGUGGCCGCGUUUGCUCUCCGUGGAGCUCAUGCGGUGCUUAAUUUUCCCGACACAGCUCUGUCACAUCCCGUGCCGGCGUCAACCUCGCCAGCUGAUAUCCAGGCUGCGGCGGGCGCGGCGGCGGCAGCAGCGGCGGCGACAGUGGGGGCGCAGCUUGCUGCAAAGCCUGAAGCUGUGGAUGCGUUAGUUGAGUCGGCGCAUAAGGUAGGGGAGUUUGUGGAUGAAGAGGAACUGUUCGAUAUGCCGCAGUUGCUAAUGAACAUGGCUGAGGGGAUGUUGGUAAGUCCUCCAAGACUCAGCCCGCCGGCGUCAGGUGAGUCGCCGGAAGCCUCAGAAAUGGAUAAUUUAUGGAAGUUUGACGAGUAA
Molecule: messenger RNA, 579 nt
Organism: Phalaenopsis equestris
Lineage: Eukaryota; Viridiplantae; Streptophyta; Magnoliopsida; Asparagales; Orchidaceae
Product: ethylene-responsive transcription factor ERF026-like
Exons: 1
Coding region: 1-579 (192 amino acids)
Biological process (GO): regulation of DNA-templated transcription
Molecular function (GO): DNA binding; DNA-binding transcription factor activity
Source: RefSeq, a predicted model, not a curated record